AUGGAUGAGGAAACAUUCAGAAAAAAAUCGCUCAAAGUGAUUGCUCGAUCAACCCCUGUCGAUCGAUCGUUAUCGAUAAGUAUGACAGAUACUACUCGCACGAACGCACUAACACUACCACCGAUCGAUGAAACGUCAGCAGAAAAUACUAACGAAAGCUUGCUCGAGAUGACGGCAAUCGAUCAGGCCGGAGAGCACGCGAAAGACCACAUCGAAAUGCGUUCGAUGGAACCGCUCGAGCUGCACUACGUGGAGGAUGGUACGGGCAGUUUGUCCGAGGUGGACGGUAGACGUAAGACACGCUCCAGCCAGACCCAAUCGUACGAUAUACACAAGGGUAUCGCGGAAAGUGCCAUGGACAUUUCGCUCCUAACAGCGAACGCCAACCAGCUGCGUUUGCUGAUGACAUACAACGAGAAGUCACACACGUACGUGGCGUGCAUAGUGCUGGUCAUUACCUCGCUAGUGUUGCAGAUAUUUGUGGCAAGCGGUGUUAUCAUUGUGAAGAGCUACCCAAGAUCCAAACAAAGUCAUCGGAUAUAUCAGCUUAAAGUGUGCACCUCCAUUAUGGUGUCUAUCAUCACGGUAAUAAAUAUACUGGUGGCUUCGCUAGUGAUCACCGACAAGUAGUACCCAUCGAC
Anopheles maculipalpis is the source of this 641-nucleotide messenger RNA. Its product is annotated as ninjurin-B-like. Bases 1 to 630 code for a protein of 209 amino acids. NCBI's taxonomy places the organism in Eukaryota, Metazoa, Arthropoda, Insecta, Diptera, Culicidae. The record is from RefSeq and is a predicted model, not a curated record. The transcript has 3 exons. Gene Ontology annotation, biological process: tissue regeneration; cell adhesion. Gene Ontology annotation, cellular component: membrane.